Metschnikowia bicuspidata var. bicuspidata NRRL YB-4993 is the source of this 1128-nucleotide messenger RNA. RefSeq lists its product as uncharacterized. The transcript has a single exon. The record is from RefSeq and is a predicted model, not a curated record. Lineage: Eukaryota; Fungi; Ascomycota; Pichiomycetes; Serinales; Metschnikowiaceae. Bases 1 to 1128 code for a protein of 375 amino acids.
AUGAGCGGACUUCGCCGUAUCGCCACCGCCGCCUCCGACGGAGCCGCGUUUGUGGCAAGGACCGUGGUGGCCCCCCCUGGCGACGCCUUGCUCCCCGUGCCCGCCGGGCUCGCCGCGCGGUCCGCGUUGUUCCUCGCCACGCCGCAGAACCUCGCGGCCACCAUCGAAAACGCCAUCUUGCUCCACCAGCACAUGGGGCUCCAGGUGGUCGUGGCCGGCGUGGACAGAACCGUGCCGCACGCGGCCGCCAGCGGCGUGUCGCAGCUCUGGAUGGACGCGCCCAUGAAGAUCGGCCGGUCCACGCUUCUCGCGGACUCCGACCCGCCGCCGGCCGUGCGCGAGAGCGACGGCAUCCAUCCCGUGGGCGCCAAGGUGCCCUGGAGGAGCGCCGCCGGCAGCCUCUGCUUGGACGUGGCCGGCCACCGCAUCGACCUCGAGUUGGCCAACACCGCGUUCGCCACCAGCACGCUCACCACGCUCUUCUACUUCCAGAAGAGGGACGCGGCGGCCACAAGCGCCGGCGACCACAUGGGCCAGACGCUCUCGGCGUUGCACGUGACGCUUCCCCGCUUGGCGCCGGCGCUCCGGGCGCCCGUGGCGCACGACCGCUGGACGCCGUUGACGGACAGCGAGCACCUCGUGGUCUCGGGCUGCACGGGCAAUUUGGUCAAGGCCAUCAACGGGCAGCCCGCCGCGCGGUUUCUCGAGCAGAACGCGCGGCUCAUGCGCGAGGCCAGCAAGGACACCAAGGUGUACGUCAAGGUGUACGGCGCGGGCGCAGGCGCGGCGGCCCCGCCCGCUAGGCACGAGGUCAUUGCGGGCGGCGGCGGCUGGGGCGCCAAGGCCGGCUUGCUCGCGCUCUCGCCCGGGGCGCACGUGCGUACCGGCGACCGCGUGGAGUUCUUCAUGGUCACGCCGGCAGACCGGUUCCGGCGGCUGGCGGCGGCCGUGGCGCCGCGCCAGUUCUUGUUCGAGUGUGCCCCCGAGGCCACGCAGUACGCGGACCUGGCGGGCGCCAGCCGCACGGUGGAGCAUCUCUUCGGCGCCAGCAGCGAGGCGGGCUUUGUGGCCGACGGCCUCAGCCACACCAGUGCCGGCGAGACGCUCAGCUUUGCGUUCGGGCCCUAG